CACAGACGCGAGGUUUGUUUUGUCAAGUUCUCUCACGAUGGGAGCCGGCUCGUUGCUGGUGGAGAUUUCUACUGCGUUGUUAUUUGGGACCUAGCUUUCCAAAUGGCGCUGUUCAAACUCAAAGGCCACAAGCAGGCAGUGAGCUGCGCGGCAUGGUCACCAGAUGAUAGUAUGGUGGUUACCACCAGUCUUGACCGCACAGCAAAGUUGUGGGAUGCCGAUGUGAGUAGAAGCAAGCCCGGCGGCCUAUCGUGA
Molecule: messenger RNA, 255 nt
Organism: Dichotomopilus funicola
Lineage: Eukaryota; Fungi; Ascomycota; Sordariomycetes; Sordariales; Chaetomiaceae
Product: WD40-repeat-containing domain protein
Exons: 1
Biological process (GO): positive regulation of transcription by RNA polymerase I; rRNA processing
Cellular component (GO): nucleolus
Molecular function (GO): protein binding
Source: RefSeq, a predicted model, not a curated record